AUGAUUGCAUGGCCACCUCCUGCUAACAUCACUAAAUUGCAUGGAUUUUUGGGUUUGAUAGGUUAUUAUAGGAAGUUUGUGCGAAAUUAUGGCAUCAUUGCACGCCCUCUCACCAACUUACUCAAAAAAGGGAAAUUCGGGUGGCCUGAGGAAGCAGAAGCCGCCUUCUUGGCUCUUAAGCAAGCCAUGAUCACCACUCCCACCCUGGCCAUGCCCAAUUUUAGUGAAUCUUUCACCAUUGAAACUGAUGUAUCAGGAGAAGGAAUAGGCGCAGUACUAACACAACAGGGUAGACCCAUCACCUUUAUGAGCGCACAUUGGGAGUUGCAAAGAAAACUUGGUCAGUCUAUGCCAAGGAGAUGCCUGCGAUUGUAG
Messenger RNA from Pistacia vera, 375 nucleotides. RefSeq lists its product as uncharacterized. The transcript has a single exon. Lineage: Eukaryota; Viridiplantae; Streptophyta; Magnoliopsida; Sapindales; Anacardiaceae. The coding region runs from base 1 to 375 and encodes 124 amino acids. The record is from RefSeq and is a predicted model, not a curated record.